AUGUACUCGAUCGAGUCCAUGGAGCCGACCGAGGACGUCGCCUAUGUCCACACCUUCGCUGACCUGUCGAGCCUCUCCCGCGAUGCGCGUCUAGCUCUGUGCUCACCCAAGCAUGUCGUCCAGCUGAAGAGCCUUGCUCCGGAGGUUUUCGAGUACGUCAUGCCAGCGAACGUCUUCAAAGCCUUUUCGCCUCUGGUCUUCCAGCAGGCUUUCCAGAUCCCCGGUGAGGACCAUGAGGUUCGGCGCUCCGUGCUCAUGCUGGCGCCCAGCGGAACCGAUCCUGCCGCUAUCGAGUACAUCUGCGAUUGGAUGGUCUCAACCUGCAACCAGGCCGACCCCUUCCGUCUGUCGGUCAAGGGCAACUUCUUCGCUUGGGUUGAGCUGUUGAAGGCCGCGCUUCUCCUUCAGGUUCAUGCGGCCGAGACCGUCAUUUGGCCGAGGCUGGCCUUCUUCAUUACUGAGGAGCCGCUAGAAUUCCAGCAUCUGGACACGAUCAUGAAGAACUUCUCCAUGAACAGCAAGAUUGUCAAGCAUCUCCUCCACAAUGUGAGCUACCGCCGGAUCGCGGGUGACAUCACCCCCAGUUGCGAGUUCUUCGUCCAGAGCAACGAGUUCUUUCAAAACUUGCUCGGCCAAGUCGCCCACCAGCAGCAGCAGAGCGGCGCCAUGGCCAUGGGCAACGUUCGUAACUUCAACCGCUGGAACUCGCAGAAUGCCGCCUACCGUCGUCAGCGUUUUGAGGAACAGCAGCUCCAGCAGCAUGACCAGCCGGCCUUCCGCUACGCUCAGCACCACAGCAACAAGAACCGUCGCCACAACGGCAACGGCUAUGGACAUGGCAACAACCGUCACAAUGGCGUUGGCGGAAAGCACAAGCGUGAGAACAUGGAGGACUGGGCCCGCCGCACAGCCGCUGGAGCUACCUGGGACGAUUCUCCUGCUGCUCACCAGGGUGGUGCUUACGACGUCCGCGUCCUCAACCCGGGUGAGGCUACUGCUAGCGGCCUCAUCGCUUAA
Lasiodiplodia theobromae is the source of this 1017-nucleotide messenger RNA. RefSeq lists its product as uncharacterized. The coding region runs from base 1 to 1017 and encodes 338 amino acids. NCBI's taxonomy places the organism in Eukaryota, Fungi, Ascomycota, Dothideomycetes, Botryosphaeriales, Botryosphaeriaceae. The transcript has a single exon. The record is from RefSeq and is a predicted model, not a curated record.